Molecule: messenger RNA, 549 nt
Organism: Prorocentrum cordatum
Lineage: Eukaryota; Dinophyceae; Prorocentrales; Prorocentraceae
Source: the annotation of a GenBank genome assembly
GACGGUGAUCCAGAGUGGGGCGGACUGGCGUGCCCACCAGGCAUACUUGCCCAAGUCCAUAAGAUGAAGACGUACCCUACGAAUGGGCUGACUGAUCCAGAGUAUGGGAUGAGAUUGUACAAUUUGGGCGUCCAUCUAUUCCUGUUUAACUUGUUGAACUGGAAACAAGGUAUUCAUUUCGCUGAGAUUUUCCGUGGGAAAGCGGUCCUCUCGGACGAGGUUGAGAACGCCGGCAUGCUCGCUCACUCAGUUGACAAAAAAAGACACAAACAUCACGACAUGAGCACGCUAGAAGGGUUCGUGCUUAUUGGUUUGCUCAUGGGCUCCAUCGUUCCUGGAGGGGUGGCCUGGUUCGCGCCCCAGUGUUCUACCUGGCUGAGCUUCAUGUGCGCGGUGGCCAACUGCGUCGCCGUUUGCAUGCAGUUCCUCAUCGGCGUUGCGACAUCGAGGGACAUCCACAUUGUGAUUGAGAAUCCUUCGAACUCCCAUCUGUUUAAGUUCCCUCCGUUGCUCGCGCGUUUGAAGGAGAUCGGUGCUGUGAAGCACCAG